Messenger RNA from Prunus armeniaca (apricot), 954 nucleotides. The record is from the annotation of a GenBank genome assembly. NCBI's taxonomy places the organism in Eukaryota, Viridiplantae, Streptophyta, Magnoliopsida, Rosales, Rosaceae.
AUGGGAGAGGAAGCUCAUGCUGAUCAAGUACUUCCAAUUCUUGAUUUUUCAGAGGGUUUAGUUUUAAAACAAGGGACUGAGGAAUGGAAAGCUAUGAACAACAAAGUUAGAGAGGCAUGUGAGAAUUAUGGUUGCUUUCUUUUGUUAGUGAAGGAUGAGAUCCCCAUGAAUUUACGUGAAGAAAUGGUGGCGGCCAUGAAAGCUUUGUUUGAUCUGCCUGAAGAGACCAAGCAGAAGCACACAAGCCCCAAGCCUUACCAAAGCUAUGAAGGGAAGAGCCCUGUCAUUCCCUUGAAUGAAAGCUUUGGCAUCGACAAUGCCUGCGAGCUCGAUGCAGCUGAAGCCUUCACCAACCUCAUGUGGCCACAAGGCAAGCCUUCUUUUUGUGAGGCUAUGAAAUCCAUGACUUCAAAGAUGAUGGAAUUGAAUCUCAUCAUCCUUAGGAUGAUUUUGGAGAGCUUUGGCUUGGGAGACCACUAUGAAUCCCAUGCCCAAAACACCACCAGUGCUUUUCGUUUCAUGAAGUAUAAAGCUCCUCCUCCAAGCAACAUUAACAAUGCCCUUGGUCUUCUGCCUCACACUGACAAAAACACCCUAACCAUUCUGUGCCAAAACGAUGUGCAAGGCCUAGAGAUUCUGAACAAACAAGGCAAAUGGGUGGAGGUGAUGGUCCCGAAAGAAGCUGUUAUGGUGUUUGUUGGGGAUGCACUUAAAGCCUGGAGCAAUGGGAGGCUUCAUGCAGUGACACAUAGGGUUAUGAUGAGUGGGGACAAAGAGAGGUACUCGUAUGCCCUAUUUUCUUUGCCUAAAGAGGAGGUGGUAAUUGAAGUACCUCAGGAAUUUAUAGACAAAGAGCACCCUUUGCUAUACAAGCCAUUCAACUUUGCUGAAUACUUCACAUACUUCACGUCCAAUAUUGGUGAGGAUGCACUUGAAUUAUAUGCUGGAGUUUGA